AGCGAAACCACCAGCUCCUUAAGAUGUACAAAGCUGCCUGCCUCGUCUUGGCCCUGUUCGCAGUGGCAAACGCUGUUCCCUCGACCUAUGAUACCGAGCACGUUUGGAAGGCUGGAAACCUCUCGUACAUCGUUCCUCAGGACGCCAUCCUGGGCGGCUUUGAUCCCUAUGGCUACAACACCUAUGUGGGUCGCGUAAAGUCCGGCAGCGACAUUCUGCCCGCCCGUGUGGUUGUGGAAACCGGCACCGCCUACUUCAACACCGAGACCGCCUCCUCCAAGCUGCUGGUCUACGACAUCCUCGUGGCCGAGCGCAACCUGAGGUAUGUGUGGGUGCGUAGCUUCGAUGGCUUCUACGAGAAGGGAGCCGUGGCCGUUGGAACCAAUGUCAAGAAUGAGCGAGUCUACUGCUGCCGUGCCAGGACUGACGGCGGAUUGCUGAUUGGAACCCUGCUGCUAAGCCAGAAGGUCUGCAUCAUCAAGCACGAGACCCUGGCCCUGCGCAAAUUCGACAAGUACGAGGUGCUGGUGGCCCAGCAGUUCAAUGGUACGGUAUACUACUAGAUUGAGUUACUUCUGAUGCCUACUUACGAUCUCAGGAUCUCUUUUAAAGAAAAAUAAAAUGCAAAUAUUUAUAUUUAAAUGAAA
Messenger RNA from Drosophila kikkawai, 647 nucleotides. RefSeq lists its product as uncharacterized. The record is from RefSeq and is a predicted model, not a curated record. NCBI's taxonomy places the organism in Eukaryota, Metazoa, Arthropoda, Insecta, Diptera, Drosophilidae.